AUGAGUUCGGGUGCCAUUCGUGCGCCUGUUUCACAGCUCAUUCAUAACAAGGAUGAUGAUGUUGAGAGCGAAGAGCCAAAGAAGAAAUCACGCGAGGAUUGGCGUAAAGCCAAAGAGUUGGAAGAAGCGCGAAAAGCAGGUACAGCGCCAGCAGCUGUGGACGAAGAAGGACGAGAUAUCAAUCCGCACAUACCACAGUAUAUUUCCAAUGCACCCUGGUACUACAACGCCCAAGGCCCAACUUUAAAACAUCAGCGACCGCAAAAAGAGGAUGAGCAAGGACAGCUUGAGAAGCGUGCACCCAAAGGCCUAGAUAUCACGAAAAUAGUAACAAAGUACAGAAAAGGUGCCUGCGAAAAUUGUGGUGCAAUGACGCAUAAGAAAAAAGAUUGCUUGGAGCGCCCACGCAAAGUAUUGGCCAAAUAUGCCGAGUCAAUUGUCGUGCAUGACGAGCAUGUUGUGCAGGACACAGCAGUCAAUUAUGAUGAGAAGCGUGAUCGGUGGAGCUCAUAUGAUCCAGCAAAUCAUAAAGAAAUUAUAGAUGAAUACGAAAAAGUGGAAGAAGCCAAGCGGCAGUUAAAAGCUGAGAAGCUAAAGAAUAAUCCCGAAGUAGAACUCUCCGAUGAUAAUGAUAAUGAGGACAAAUAUGUGGAUGAAGUAGACAUGCCUGGUACCAAAGUUGAUUCAAAACAGCGCAUUACGGUGCGUAAUUUGCGUAUACGUGAAGAUACAGCAAAAUAUUUGCGUAAUUUGGAUCCGAACUCGGCAUACUACGACCCCAAAACGCGUUCUAUGCGUGACAAUCCGAAUCCAAACAUGGCACCGGAAGAGGUGGAGUUUGCGGGGGAAAAUUUUGUGCGAUUCUCAGGGGACACUACAAAACACGCUACGGCACAAUUGUUCGCUUGGGAGGCGCAUGGAAAAGGCGUCGACGUGCAUUUACUAGCUGAACCAACAAAAUUGGAACUACUGCAAAAAGAGUACGACAAAAAAAAAGAGCAAUUCAAGUCCAGUACAAAAGAACACAUUGUCGAAAAAUACGGAGGCGAAGAGCACUUGAAUGCACCUCCAAAAUCCUUGCUGUUAGCUCAAACGGAAGAGUACAUUGAAUACUCCCGGAGUGGCAAGGUCAUAAAAGGCAUGGAGAAGCCAAAGGCCCGUAGUGUUUAUGAAGAAGAUGUUAUGAUCAAUAAUCAUACAACUGUCUGGGGUAGUUACUGGAAUGGCGGACGAUGGGGUUACAAGUGCUGCAAGUCGUUUAUUAAAAAUUCAUACUGCAUUGGAAUGAAAGAUCCGGAAACAGCGGUCGAUCUUCUACACCCUGUCGCGAGUACUAGUAGUACAAUCGAAAACGAGACAGCAGUGAGAGCGUCUGGGGAAGAGGAGCCAAAGGAAUCGUCGACGUCGUCGUCCUCAUCCUCUUCUUCCUCAUCUUCAUCAUCGUCCUCUUCUUCUUCGUCGUCAUCAUCGGAAGAUGAAGAGGUUAGACAACUUGAAAACAAAAAGGCAAAGAAAAAAACCAAAAAACAGGAAAGGAAACUGAAGGCCAAACAACAAAAGCGAAAAGAUAGAAAAGAAAAAAUGCUGCGUGCCAAAGAAAAAGCACAAUUGGAAGCGGCGCUGCGUGAUAUACGCGCCAAGUCGAAUGAGGAAGACGAUCCCAAGGAUGAACGCAAACGUGGCUAUAAUAGCAAGUACGAUAUUAAAGCACCCACAGAAGAGGAAAUCGAUGAAUGGCAACGCAAACGACAGCGCACCGAUGAUCCAAUGUUGCAGUUUAUGUCACAAUGAAGUUUUAAGCUAUAUAUUUAAUAAGAUUCCUAUGUUGUGUUAUUUAAUAAGAACUUUUAAUUUUUUCCAACUACCUAGAACUUAAUAAUUAAACAAUGGCGUAUUGAUCAUAAAGUAA
Messenger RNA from Rhagoletis zephyria (snowberry fruit fly), 1909 nucleotides. RefSeq names its product Pre-mRNA-splicing factor Slu7 (gene Slu7). NCBI's taxonomy places the organism in Eukaryota, Metazoa, Arthropoda, Insecta, Diptera, Tephritidae. The record is from RefSeq and is a predicted model, not a curated record. Gene Ontology annotation, biological process: mRNA splicing, via spliceosome. Gene Ontology annotation, molecular function: pre-mRNA 3'-splice site binding. Gene Ontology annotation, cellular component: spliceosomal complex.